AUCUCGGCCGUUACUGGGAUUUCUGCCUCACCUUGGACACCUUUUUUUUUUCGAGUCCUGUGACACCAUCAUCUAUUUCCCCAGCUUAUAUUGAUUUUCAGCGCCCUCUGGUUGUCGCUUGGUUGCUGCUUUGUCCUGAAGCUUUCCACAUGUCACGCUAGCCAGGCUGUUGCUGCAAGCCAACGAACUACAUUAGUUAGCGACGUCAACGCCCGCCGGCCUUUUUCUUCCAUUUCGAUACCGACUGUCCAGCUCGUCGCCGCAAGUGGCACGACUCAGCAUUGCGCUGCCAUAGCGCCAGCACUGACAAAAUACCAUUUCACUACUCGUUCGACAAAGGAACUGGAGGCAUGUCCAACAGGCAAAAGAUACUCAAUUCGAUUGACUACUGCAAAGCGGCCUGACUCCCCACCGUUCACUUGAAAAUUAUUUCACUCUACUCCGUAUCCUUCAACGCUAUCUUAGACUGCGUUUUUGCGAUUUUCACUUCCUUUGGUCUGCAUUCGAGCUUGGUUGCCUACGUGGGAAUUACACGUUACCGAAUCUCAAGCCCAAGGACUUCGUCGUUACCAUCUUCAACCCCCUCGAUCGCGAUUCACCCGCCCCGAAAUCACGUCGCUGCGGUCCCACCGACGCCCUCCCGUCUGCAACUUCACCCACGCAGACACGCCCAAUCAUGGCCCACUCCGAGUAUACAGCGACGACGGCUUACACUCGAAAGUUCCACUGGCCAGAGAUACAGCUGAACAUAUGGAUCCUCAUUGUGCUCACCGGGUCGGCAACAUGCCUUGGGAUAUUCAGCUGGUUUAUGGUCGUGCAGGCACAGAUGGAGCUGGUUGCGCCAUGGGUCUUCCCAUUCAUGGUUGCAAUAUCGGCCCUGGCAAUCAUCUUCAUCGGUCUAAUACUCGUACUCGCGUUCCAGGCUAAAUUAAUACCCGAAAUAAUAAUCCUUGGAUCGUUUGUCAACUUUGUGCUAUGGCUGACAGGCCUAAUCGGUACCUCGAUCCAGCUUUACGGCUCCAUCGCGAAUGUCAACUCUAAUUGCCAGAAUUACGUUGAAGCAAUGGAGUUCCGGGGAGCCAGUAUCAACACCUUGGCAUGGCUAACCCAGAUAAAUAUCUGCAAUUGCUGGAAGGCGGCCUUUUCGUUCCAGCUUGUCAACACAGUAUUUUUCAUCUGGAUGCUCUUCAUGGCUCUCCAAGUCCGCCGAGGCGAAUCCUGAUCCAAGCACAUUCUCCUAAUGACCUCUGACCUUUCACUCUUCGCACGUAUAUAUGAAAGCUACAUGAACGCUUAUCUAGGGAUAUUUUUUUUUUCUUUUUUCCUUUUUUUUGCUAGGCGGAAUCUGGAUGUGAUAUUGUUUCAAGGUGUCCUCCGGAGUUUAGGGGUAUACUGAAAAAUCCUCUUCCAAAUUUUUGCCUCUUAGCGAAUGAUCCCAGGCGUUUAUCGGCAUUCUUCUUGCAAUUAGAAAUUCGCCGAGUUUCUUUG
This is a messenger RNA of Coccidioides immitis RS, 1488 nucleotides long. RefSeq lists its product as uncharacterized. The transcript has 3 exons. The record is from RefSeq and is a predicted model, not a curated record. The coding region runs from base 677 to 1222 and encodes 181 amino acids. NCBI's taxonomy places the organism in Eukaryota, Fungi, Ascomycota, Eurotiomycetes, Onygenales, Onygenaceae.